Messenger RNA from Symbiodinium necroappetens, 1806 nucleotides. The record is from the annotation of a GenBank genome assembly. Lineage: Eukaryota; Dinophyceae; Suessiales; Symbiodiniaceae.
GCUUGGUCCCCGGAGAAGAAGCACUGGUGCUGCACCAAGCAGGGAAAGGGCUGCGAGGGCCACCACCCGCCUUCCGUCGAUGCCGGCUACGGCAUGGUCUGGAAGCACGUCCAGGUGAACGGCUACUGGACCUGGACAGCGGUGCACAGCCACGGCCACGCCAGCCUGCCCUAUGACUGCCACGCCGGCAUGCACAACUGGCGUACCGGCUGGUCCCCGGGCAAGAAGGGCUGGUGCUGCUCCAACCAACAGCUUGGAUGCGAAGGCGGAGCCGCCGCCGGAGGAGGUGUGGCAGGAGGCAGCGUCGUCGUGCACCACGUCGUCCACCACGGCGGUGGCUUUUACAGUGGACCACGCGCAUCCCCCGUCCGCUGCGGGCAGCGGCAUGAUGUGGAGCUGGAGCACCGCCGGAGGCGGAGGCGGACACUGGGUGCAAGUCAGCUCGCACGGGCACCUGCCCUUCAACUGCUUGGCUGGCGUCGCCAACUGGCAAGCGGGCUGGUCCCAUCCCAAGCAGGUCUGGUGCUGCAACCACUUCGGCAACUCCUGCGCCUGAGAGGGUGUCAAGGUUUCCUUGCACACCGCACCAUGUGCCAGCCUAGCCCGACUAUAGCUGGCUUCCUCCAGCAGGCGGAGGACAACCUAGCACUGCUGAGAGCCCGGGCGCAGUUUACGCCCCGGAAAGCUCGCGAAAAAGUGGCCGAGGAGAGCCCAGGAAGUGCUAGCGCUCGAAUGAGUCAAAGGUUACGAGCCACGGGGUCUACUCGCGCUUCACCCCGGCCGCAGGAGGAGCCAGCAGAGCUUGAGCUGCAUGCGGUGCAUGCGCGUACGUUGCGCGAUCUGGAUCGAAAGAUCAGAGGCUUCGACGCGCGGUUCAAGUCCAUGGAGAAGGCUGUGGCUUCUGCGGCGGAUUUAGCAGCAGCCUCCUCGAGGUGUGGCCGCGAUGGCAUCGAGGCUGCAACCGCGGCAACUGCAGCGGUGCGCGUGGAAGCGGAGGCAAAAUGCCGUGAGCUUGCCCAACGUAUUGAAAGCCUUGCCGUUCCUGGACGUUGGUGCAAGGACCUAGAAGUCAAGAUCGACACCAUGGUCCAGGCAUCUCUCGACCACGAUCUGCAUGUCUUGGAGAGGCGGCUCGUGGCCCAGUUCUCGAAGCGCCACUCCGAGGUUCUGGAGGCAGCUGAGCAGAUGACCUCUGAGCUGAAGGCGGAGGUGGGCCAGCAGCUGCAGGCUUUCAAGGAUGGCAGGAUCACGGCAGCCUGUGCUCCAACCCGCCCGGCGGAGGCCUUGGCCUUGGAAGGACGCCUCAGGAUCGCCGAGGCAGACCUGCAGCGCGCAUUGCGGGAUGUUGACGACUGGGAGCGGGCAACGAGGCCAACCCACCACGAGCAGCGCAUCGACAAGCUGGAGGCUGAUUUGGCGAAGCUGUUUCAACGACUUGGUUCAACAGCUGACAUGGGAGUUCAGGACCUCCCCGCGCGGCGCGGAGUUCCAGAAGCUCCGAGGUCAGAAGCGGAGCGUCACAAGGCUGCAGGAUCAGCGUUGCAUGUGCCCAUCACAGAGCGUACACUGCAGCCCUCGGAGCUGGCUUGCGACAGACUCGGAGAGCUCGCUACAAAGGGAAGCGGCACCGUGAAUGUCGAGCAGCCAGCGGCCGAACUUGAGGUGGCUUCCAAUUCUGGCACGCCUUCAGCGCCUCCCUCCCCCUCGAUGCCAAGUCGGCCGGUAACUGAGCAGCCUGGAACAGCAGCGAUCAGCGGGUACUGUACUUCUCAGUGGCGUUUAAUCCAACUUCAUCCUGCUCGUUGA